Messenger RNA from Vigna umbellata (rice bean), 579 nucleotides. The record is from RefSeq and is a predicted model, not a curated record. NCBI's taxonomy places the organism in Eukaryota, Viridiplantae, Streptophyta, Magnoliopsida, Fabales, Fabaceae.
AUGGGUGACCCAAAUCCUGCGAGUAAUAACAUUCCACUGUCUUCUCGAAGUAAUAUUCCGCAGUCUUCUCGAAGGCGUAGUGUUCAGCCGAGAACGCCUCGGAUUCUGCUUGGUGCUUGCGGGUGCACUGAUGCUGCAAAAUUUUCGCUUCUUUGUCAAUUUUUUUGUAGAUGGGCAGAUAUAGAUGUUGUUUUCACACGGGCCGCGAUACCUUUUCUUCAAGUUUCACCAAUUCCCCGUCCAGCAUUUAAUCCUAGGAAAACUGCUGCACAGCAUCUGGAAUGGGCUGAUGUCAUGGUCAUUGCUCCAUUGUCUGCAAAUACCCUUGCCAAGAUUGCGCAAGGGAUAUCUGACAAUACUUUGACAGAAAUUGUGCGAGGUUGGGAUCCUAACAAGCCACUAUACGUUGCACCUGCCAUGGACCCUGUUGCGUGGAAUAAUCCUUUGACAAAACAACAUCGCAAAAGAUGCGAUGAACUUGGCAUUACUAUCAUCGAUCCCUCUCCACUGGGUCAAAUGGCUGAACCUACUGAAAUUUCUUACAUUGUCAGGAUCUCUAAUGAAGAGAUUUGGGACUAA